Molecule: messenger RNA, 7794 nt
Organism: Phyllostomus discolor (pale spear-nosed bat)
Lineage: Eukaryota; Metazoa; Chordata; Mammalia; Chiroptera; Phyllostomidae
Gene: IGF1R
Product: insulin like growth factor 1 receptor
Exons: 21
Coding region: 1002-5108 (1368 amino acids)
Biological process (GO): insulin-like growth factor receptor signaling pathway; regulation of JNK cascade; positive regulation of MAPK cascade
Cellular component (GO): insulin receptor complex; axon; membrane
Molecular function (GO): phosphatidylinositol 3-kinase binding; ATP binding; insulin receptor substrate binding
Source: RefSeq, a predicted model, not a curated record
CAGCCCCCAGUGUGUGGCAGCGGCGGCGGCGGCGGCAGCGGCGCGGCGAGGCUGAGGCUCUUGUUUACCAGCAUUAACUCCGCUGAGCGGAAAAAAAAAAAAAAGGGAAAAAAACCUGAGGAGGAGCGAGCGCACCGGGCGAACUCGAGAGCGGCGGGCGAGCGAGAGGGACGCUGCCAGCGAGCCUGCUCCAGGCGCGCCCGUGCCCGGCGCUCGGAGACCCUCGGCCCCGCUCCCCGGGCCCUCCACGCCCCUCCCGCGCCGGGGGAGCUCCACGGCGCGCCGCGCGCCUCGGCUUUGACCUUCAGCUCGCCGGAGCCCCCGCGCGCGGGGCCGGCGGCGCGGCAGGCGGGGGCCGGGCGGGGGCUGGCGCGGGGCGGGCGGCGGGAGUGCUGAGCGCGGCGCGGGCGGCCCGCCGCUUUGUGUGUGUCCUGGUUUUGGGCAGGAGCUCCCGGCGGCGGCGCCGAGGGAGGCGGCGGCGGCGAGCGGAGUCCGGAGGACCAGCAGGCGGGGAGCCGCUCAUUCAUUUUCGCUCCGCAUUUCGGCCCGACCGGCCUCGCCCGCGCCGGGGACUUCGGGGCGAUCCUGCGAACUGCGUCGCGCCCUCCCGCCGCUGAGGCUCGGGCGGCGGACAGCUUCUCCCCGGGGCCGGGGUCAGGUUUGUUCCGCCUGGCCCGGACGGAUUUGGGCUUUGCCCCCUCUCCCUGCAGUUUCUCCCCCCUCCUACCUCUCUGGUUUGAAAAUGGAGGCCGACGACGCCGACAGCCCGCCCCGGCGCGCCCCGGGUUCCCGACUCGACCGAGCCCUGGGCUGCGGCUGCCGGCGCUGAGGGGCCCGCCGAGCCGCCCGCCCCGUCCGCCGCGCUCCGCCUUCGGAGUAUUGUUUCCUUCGCCCUCAUCUGUGCAAGGGGGGCGAAGACUGCGUUGGAGACUUUUUUUUUUCUUUUCCUCCCCAACCCCUUUUAUUUUUGAGAAAGGGGAAUCGCGUCCCAAAUCAAAGGAAUGAAGUCUGGCUCCGGAGGAGGGUCCCUGACCUCGCUGUGGGGGCUCCUGUUUUUCUCCGCCGCGCUCUCGUUCUGGCCGACGAGUGGAGAAAUCUGCGGCCCCGGCAUCGACAUCCGCAAUGACUACCAGCAGCUGCGGCGCCUGGAGAACUGCACGGUGAUCGAGGGCUACCUGCACAUCCUGCUCAUCUCCAAGGCCGAGGACUACCGCAGCUACCGCUUCCCCAAGCUCACGGUCAUCACCGAGUACCUGCUGCUGUUCCGCGUGGCCGGCCUGGAGAGCCUCGGCGACCUCUUCCCCAACCUCACGGUCAUCCGCGGCUGGAAGCUCUUCUACAACUACGCCCUGGUCAUCUUCGAGAUGACCAACCUCAAGGACAUCGGGCUGUACAACCUGCGGAACAUCACCCGGGGGGCCAUCCGGAUCGAGAAGAACGCCGACCUCUGCUACCUGUCCACCGUGGACUGGUCCCUCAUCCUGGACGCGGCCUCCAACAACUACAUCGUGGGCAACAAGCCCCCGAAGGAGUGCGGGGACCUGUGUCCGGGGACGGUGGAGGAGAAGCCCUUGUGUGAGAAGACCACCAUCAACAACGAGUACAACUACCGGUGCUGGACCACCCACCACUGCCAGAAAACGUGCCCGAGCGCGUGCGGGAAGCGGGCCUGCACGGAGAACAGCGAGUGCUGCCACCCGGAGUGCCUGGGCAGCUGCAGCGCGCCCGAUGACGACGCGGCCUGCGUGGCCUGCCGCCACUACUACUACGCCGGCGUCUGCGUGCCCAGCUGCCCGCCCAACACCUACCGCUUCGAGGGCUGGCGCUGCGUGGACCGCGACUUCUGCGCCAACAUCCUCAAUGCCGAGAGCAGCGACACCGAGGGCUUCGUGAUCCACGACGGCGAGUGCAUGCAGGAGUGCCCCUCGGGCUUCAUCCGCAAUGGCACCCAGAGCAUGUACUGCAUCCCCUGCGAAGGCCCUUGCCCCAAGGUCUGCGAGGAAGAAAAGAAGACGAAGACCAUCGACUCGGUGACAUCCGCGCAGAUGCUCCAAGGCUGCACCAUCUUCAGGGGCAAUUUGCUCAUUAACAUCCGACGGGGCAAUAACAUUGCCUCGGAGCUGGAGAACUUCAUGGGGCUCAUCGAGGUGGUGACGGGCUACGUGAAGAUCCGCCACUCCCACGCCUUGGUCUCCUUGUCCUUCCUCAAGAACCUUCGCCUGAUCUUAGGAGAGGAGCAGCUCGAGGGGAACUACUCCUUCUACGUCCUUGACAACCAGAACCUGCAGCAGCUGUGGGACUGGGACCACCGCAACCUGACCAUCAAGGCGGGCAAGAUGUACUUCGCCUUCAACCCCAAGCUGUGCGUCUCCGAAAUCUACCGCAUGGAGGAGGUGACGGGGACCAAAGGGCGCCAGAGCAAAGGGGACAUAAACACCAGGAACAACGGAGAGAGGGCCUCCUGUGAGAGCGACGUGCUGCACUUCACCUCCACCAACACCUGGAAGAACCGCAUCAUCAUAACGUGGCACCGGUACCGGCCCCCGGACUACCGGGACCUCAUCAGCUUCACUGUCUACUACAAGGAGGCGCCCUUCAAAAACGUGACGGAGUACGACGGCCAGGACGCCUGCGGCUCCAACAGCUGGAACAUGGUGGACGUGGACCUGCCCUCCAACAAGGACAUGGAGCCGGGCAUCCUGCUGCACGGGCUGAAGCCCUGGACGCAGUACGCGGUGUACGUGAAGGCCGUGACCCUCACCAUGGUGGAGAACGACCACAUCCGCGGGGCCAAGAGCGAGAUCCUGUACAUCCGCACCAACGCCUCAGUUCCUUCCAUCCCCCUGGACGUUCUCUCGGCGUCCAACUCCUCCUCUCAGCUGAUCGUGAAGUGGAACCCGCCGUCACUGCCCAACGGCAACCUGAGCUACUACAUCGUCCGGUGGCAGCAGCAGCCCCAGGACAGCUACCUGUACCGGCACAAUUACUGCUCCAAAGCAGACAAAAUCCCCAUCCGGAAGUACGCCGACGGCACCAUCGACAUCGAGGAGGUGACGGAGAACCCCAAGACUGAGGUGUGCGGGGGCGAGAAGGGGCCGUGCUGCGCCUGCCCCAAGACCGAGGCGGAGAAGCAGGCCGAGAAGGAGGAGGCCGAGUACCGCAAGGUCUUCGAGAACUUCCUGCACAACUCCAUCUUCGUGCCCAGACCCGAGAGGAAGCGGAGAGACCUCGGGCAAAUUGCCAACACCACCAUGUCCAGCCGAAUCCGAAACAGCACGAUGCCGGACACCUAUAAUGUCACAGAGCUGGAGGAGCCGGAGACGGAGUACCCGUUCUUCGAGGCCAGAGUGGACAAUAAGGAGAGAACGGUCAUUUCCAACCUGCGGCCUUUCACCCUGUACCGCAUCGACAUCCACAGCUGCAACCACGAGGCCGAGAAGCUGGGCUGCAGUGCCUCCAACUUUGUCUUUGCGAGGACCAUGCCUGCAGAAGGAGCAGACGACAUUCCCGGGCCGGUGACCUGGGAGCCGAGGCCUGAGAACUCCAUCUUCCUGAAGUGGCCGGAACCCGAGAAUCCCAACGGGCUGAUCCUGAUGUACGAGAUAAAAUACGGCUCGCAGGUCGAGGAUCAGCGAGAAUGCGUGCCCAGGCAGGAGUACAGGAAGCAUGGAGGGGCCCGGCUGAACCGGCUCAACCCGGGGAACUACACGGCCCGGAUCCAGGCCACCUCUCUGUCUGGCAACGGCUCGUGGACGGAACCCGUGUUCUUCUACGUCCAGGCCAAAACCACGUACGAGAACUUCAUCCACCUCAUCAUCGCGCUGCCGGUCGCUGCGCUGCUCAUCGUGGGAGGGCUGGUGAUCAUGCUGUACGUCUUCCACAGGAAGCGGAACAGCAACAGGCUGGGGAAUGGCGUUCUCUACGCUUCCGUGAACCCAGAAUAUUUCAGCGCGGCGGACGUGUACGUGCCGGACGAGUGGGAGGUGGCCCGCGAGAAGAUCACCAUGAGCCGGGAGCUGGGCCAGGGCUCCUUCGGGAUGGUGUACGAGGGGGUCGCCAAGGGCGUGGUCAAGGACGAGCCCGAGACCCGGGUGGCCAUCAAGACCGUCAACGAGGCCGCGAGCAUGCGCGAGCGCAUCGAGUUCCUCAACGAGGCUUCGGUGAUGAAGGAGUUCAACUGCCACCACGUGGUGCGUUUGCUGGGCGUGGUGUCGCAGGGCCAGCCGACGCUGGUCAUCAUGGAGCUCAUGACGCGGGGAGAUCUCAAAAGCUAUCUCAGGUCUCUGCGGCCGGAAAUAGAGAAUAACCCAGCCUUCCAUCCCCCGAGCCUCAGCAAGAUGAUCCAGAUGGCCGGGGAGAUUGCGGACGGCAUGGCGUACCUCAACGCCAACAAGUUCGUGCACCGAGACCUCGCUGCCCGGAACUGCAUGGUGGCCGAAGACUUCACGGUCAAGAUCGGAGAUUUCGGCAUGACAAGAGACAUCUAUGAGACUGACUAUUACCGGAAAGGAGGGAAGGGCCUUCUGCCCGUGCGUUGGAUGUCCCCCGAGUCCCUCAAGGACGGCGUGUUCACCACUCACUCCGACGUCUGGUCCUUCGGGGUCGUCCUCUGGGAGAUCGCCACGCUGGCCGAGCAGCCGUACCAGGGCUUGUCCAAUGAGCAAGUCCUGCGCUUCGUCAUGGAGGGCGGCCUUCUGGACAAGCCGGACAACUGCCCCGACAUGCUGUUUGAGCUCAUGCGCAUGUGCUGGCAGUACAACCCCAAGAUGAGGCCCUCCUUCCUGGAGAUCAUCGGCAGCAUCAAAGACGAGUUGGAGCCCGGCUUCCAGGAGGUGUCCUUCUACUAUAGCGACGAGAACAAGCCGCCCGACACCGAGGAGCUGGACCUGGAGCCGGACAUCAUGGAGAGCGUGCCGCUGGACCCCUCGGCCUCCGCGUGCUCCCUGCCGCUGCCCGACAGAUACUCAGGACACAAGGCCGAGAAUGGCCCGGGCCCCGGAGUGCUGGUGCUGCGGGCCAGCUUCGACGAGAGGCAGCCUUACGCGCACAUGAAUGGCGGCCGCAAGAACGAGAGGCCCCUGCCCCUGCCCCAGUCGUCCACCUGCUGAUGCGGGACCGCAUCCCAGCGGAGGGCGCUGCGCGCAUGCGCGUGUGCGGCGGGCGGGUGGGGGGCGGGGUCUAACCAUCUGUCCACAGCCUCCUGUACCUCAGUGGAUCUUCAGAACAGCCACGCUGCCCACGGGAGACGGCUUCUCUGCAGUAAACACACUUGGGAUGUUCCUUUUUUCAAUAUGCAAGCCGCUUUUUAUUUCCCUACCCAAACCCUUAACUGACACGGGCCUUUAAGAACCUUAAUGACAACACUUAAUAGCAACAGAACACUUGAGAAUCGAGUCUCCUCACUUUUCCCUGUCUCUCUCAUCUCUCUCUCUCCCUCUCUCUCUCUCAUCUCAUCUCUCUCUCUCUCUGUCCUCUUUCUCCCUCUCUGUGCUUCAUAAUGGAAAAAGCAUUUGCCACCAGCCCAGCCCUUUUUAUCAGAGUGAGGACAAUGGCUGUCCCUCCCCGUGGUCCCAUCUUGCUCCCAUACACACCUGCCUGUCACCGUAGGUCUUUAUAAAAAACAACAAAACACGUCGCGAUGGCAUUUUUUUUAAACUCGAUCUUGAACCUUUUUAGGAACACCUGAACUUUACCAAGGGCCAUCCUUCACCCAAGGUUGUCACCAUGUUAACGCUGCCAAAUUCUGCCAAAACCCGGGACGCGGUCCCGCACGCCCCCUGCGCUUGUUUUCUGGUCUCCAGAGGCACGGGGUGAGCACGGUCCCCGGGCACUCCUGGGAGAGCCACGCUGGUGCAGCCCCGCAGCUCACCGUCCCCCCCGGUGUCCUUUUCAAGUUUCAUGUCCACGCAGGUCAUUAUUUGGGGGAACUGGACAGACGGGGCUUGCUGUCAGAGAGGAUGGGGAGGAGCGCCCCCUGGCUUCCCCGCUCUACCUCCCCGCCCGCACCUUCUGGCUCCAGCGAUGCUGAGGCAAACCCGCCCCCUUGAGGGAGAGCCUGGCACACGGGCGGGCCCGGAGCAAAGGUCACCCACGUGCCAGGCUCCUGUCUCCACCCCCUCAGCUCCCCCCUCCCCGCCCCCCAAGGACACAGAUUAGAAGGGGUUUCCAGGGACUGAGCCCAACUGUUCACGCAGGUUUGCGAGGAAAGCAAUUCCAACAGCACCACGACCGUGAGAAGAAAAGCGGUACAUGGACCCCAGCGUUCUGAGCUUUGUCGACAUUUUCUCUGUUACUAGGACUUCUUCGCGGCUCUGACAGUUCUAUGUUAGACCGCGGACCAUUUGCAUACACAUCGUCUUUAAUGUCACUUUUGUAACUUUUUUACGGUUCAGAUAUUCAUCUAUACGUCUGUACAGAAAAAAAAGAAAGCUGCUAUUUUUUUUUUCUUGUUCUUUAUCUUUGUGGAUUUACUCUAUGAAAAUCUUCAGGUCUACCCCUCUCCCUUCUCUGCUCACUCCAAGAAACUUCUUAUGCUUUGUACUAGACUGCGUGACUCUCUUCCUCUUCUCGCGGUAAUCGACACUUCCGGAACGUGAUUUGCCAUGAACUGCUGGAUGCCUUUUGAUAAAUCCGCCCUCCCCUCCCCGCUCCCCCGCCCCGUUAGUUCUCCUCGGACCUGCAGUCUCGCUGGGUCCGAGGCUGGCGAGGGGCGGGGGGCGGGGGCGGAGAGGCGGCCCUCUCUCAGCCCGCCCUCGCUCGGCGUUGGAGUCGGCUACCGCGCAAGACGUGAGACAGACUCAGGUCAGACAGCAGAGGUUCACCUUAGCACGUCCUCGCUCAGCGUGUGCGGUCACCGUGGUGGCGCAGCCCCCCUUCUCUCCCCCCGCCCCCCCGCCCGCCUUCGUUUUGGUUGUGACACAUAUAUCUAUUUUUUUAACUCUUGGGUACAACAGAAGUUCGAACUGCAGAGCCUAGGCGUUUGGACUUGUUUUUUGCUUUGAAGUAGAUAUUUAAUCUUUCCAUCCUAGGAAAAACAGCUGCUGAGUCCGAGGGUGCAGCGGAGCAUGGUCCAGUGGCCCCUUCCUCGGCCUUCUGCCACCGCCUUCCAGGCCGACCUGUCCUUGGAGGAACCGGAAACUCCCCAGAGGCCUCCCUGGCACAGGCAGGGAGCGGGGGCGCAGGAGCGGCACCCUUGGGUGUCAGCGCGCCCACUGCCAGGCCUGCUGGGGCAGUGCCUGAGGCACAGUGGCCCAGGAGCCCGAGCUCCCUCCGGGGGACCAGGGCCCUGGCGCUGGCGGCCUCCUUGGGGCCUGGGGGUCCUUUGUUUCAUUUCCCUGCCCUUCUCACCGGAGUGAUGACAGCAUCGCGUUGCUUCUGGGAUGGAAACGUUUCAAUGACAAGUAGGAACAAAGCUCCCAAUGUGAUGAUUGCUAGUUGGGACUGGAGAGUAAACACAGAGAAAGCAAGUUCCUUAGUGCUUCGUCUGCUGGUUGGCAGUUUCGGUGCCAGUAUUUUCUCUAGCCUCCGCCCCCUACUUUUUCCCUUUAAAAAGCUGAGAAAAAGACAAAAGUUCAUCAGGAAGGUAUAACAGGAGUUUUCAUUGAUUUUUGGAUUCUAGUUUCAAUCGCUGUAGAGAAGCCCCCUUAGGAAUUUAAAUACUGACAAAAGGUUUUUUUUUUUUUUCUGUGUGUGUGUCUAUGUUAGACGGGACAGUUUUUCUUUUUUUGGGAUUUUCCUUUCAAGCAUUUAUCUACCUCACUCUUAUUUUUUAUACGUGGAUAUACAAAAAAAAAA